AAAUGUUAACAGCUUUUUAUUGGGGUAGUAAAGUACAAGUGCUCGAUCUGGAGUCCUGUAGGCCUGGAUUUGUCAAUUCUGACACUUAUGUUCGUCUAAGUGUACUCACUUAAAAAAUGUUAAAGGCUUGUUAAAAGGCUUUUUAAAAUAAUACACAAAACCCGUAGUAUAUGGGCUGGCACAAGUGCUCAUUAAACAGCUGCUUAUUAGAACUCUUAACUAAAAUAUAACCAGGACCUGGGUAUAAACUACGAAUCCCAGAAAGGUUGGACACCCCAACAGCGAUGUGUCUUUCUGGAGGACUCGCAGUUUCGCGGGGCCGAGGCCCUUGGCCCAGGGCAGGUUAAGAGAAGAGGGCACGGAGAGGCGGUAAUGCCUCCACCCCCGGCCUUCGGAAGCACGCUGGCCGGCCUUUAAAUUCCCCACGGUCAGGGUCUUGUCUUUCUGUCCACUCGGACUCCAUCUGCUCCCAAUUCUCAAACUCGGAGGCGCCUCUUUUCUUGACAAGUCGUGCAACUUAGUAGCACGUUUACUUUUCCUAAAACGUGUCAUGUCCCCUUGGCCACACACUGACGAAUGUGACGCCCACAGCCCUUAAAACGCCCACCCGGCAGAACCGAAAUCUAGCCCAACCAAGCAACCGAGAACAAAAUUGACCAGUGCCGCCCCCAAACGCCUACUGAAAGAGUAACUUCCGGAGGCACAGAAGAAAGGGCGCAGCGAGGGCAAUAGGGUGGAGAAGAGUUUUAGCUGGCUAGGACAGUGCCGCCUGAAAUUAUCAGCCUGCCAAGAUUUAAACAUAGAUUAAUGUGGCAUAAUCCCCCAUCUCCAAAGUCCAAGGUCCAUACGACCGUCCAUAGCCCCUCUCGAGGCAGUGGUAGAGUCCCAGCUGGUGAUUGUUUUUCAGGCAUUUACGGUAGCCACCUCAAUCUUCUAGCGCUCAAGCGCGCGCACAGACGUGAACGCCGCCAGAGGGGGGAGGGGGUGGGGCGAUGCUUAAGUGUCCACGCAUCCGUAGUGCGACGCACGCAGGCGUAGUACGGUCCCCCGGGCGACAGCGGUGGCGGCUCCUCGGGGUGCUCGGCUCCCUCCCACUUAGGCCGGCCCCGGCCCGACUCGCCCUCAGAAACUCACUGUUUGGGGCUGCGGACUUUCUCGUCGUGCCCCACAAAAGUAAAGCUUGGGGACCUGGGGGGAGCCGGAAGUAUCGCUUCGAGAUCCCCAAAUACUAUCGGGGAAACGGAAGUGGCCGUCGGUGGCAGGUUUGGGGGAGACCGGAAGUGACGGUCCGUGGGGAAGUCGGGGGCGGAGCCGCGGGGUGGUGGGUGUGUGUGUGUGUGUGUGUGUGUGUGUGUGUGUGUGUGUUUGGCUGUGGGUUAGUUGUGCCGUUCUGCUGGAACACCGUGGGAAGGCAGUAGACGCGGGCAGUCAGCUAGCAGAGACCUGUCGGCCAUGGAGCCUAAUGAUAGUACCAGUACCGUUGUGGAGGAGCCUGACAGCUUGGAGGUGUUGGUGAAGACCUUGGACUCUCAAACUCGUACCUUUAUUGUGGGGGCCCAGAUGAAUGUAAAAGAGUUUAAGGAGCACAUUGCUGCCUCUGUCAGCAUCCCAUCUGAAAAACAACGGCUUAUUUACCAGGGACGAGUUCUGCAAGAUGAUAAGAAGCUUCAGGAAUACAAUGUUGGGGGAAAGGUUAUCCACCUGGUGGAACGGGCUCCUCCUCAGACUCACCUCCCUUCUGGGGCAUCUUCUGGGACGGGGUCUGCCUCAGCCACUCAUGGUGGGGGACCCCCCCCUGGUACUCGGGGGCCUGGAGCCUCUGUUCAUGACCGGAAUGCCAACAGCUAUGUCAUGGUUGGAACCUUCAAUCUUCCUAGUGACGGCUCUGCUGUGGAUGUUCACAUCAACAUGGAACAGGCCCCGAUUCAGAGUGAGCCCCGGGUACGGCUGGUGAUGGCUCAGCACAUGAUCAGGGAUAUACAGACCUUACUAUCCCGGAUGGAGUGUCGAGGAGGGCCCCAACCGCAGCACAGUCAGCCGCCCCCGCAGCCACCGGCUGUGACCCCGGAGCCAGUAGCCUUGAGCUCUCAAACAUCAGAACCAGUUGAAAGUGAAGCACCUCCCCGGGAGCCCAUGGAGGCAGAAGAAGUGGAGGAGCGUGCCCCAGCCCAGAACCCGGAGCUCACUCCUGGCCCAGCCUCAGCGGGCCCAACACCUGCCCCGGAAACAAAUGCACCCAACCAUCCUUCCCCUGCGGAGUAUGUCGAGGUGCUCCAGGAGCUACAGCGGCUGGAGAGUCGCCUCCAGCCCUUCUUGCAGCGCUACUACGAGGUUCUGGGUGCUGCUGCCACCACGGACUACAAUAACAAUCACGAGGGCCGGGAGGAGGAUCAGCGGUUGAUCAGCUUGGUAGGGGAGAGCCUGCGACUGCUGGGCAACACCUUUGUUGCACUGUCUGACCUGCGCUGCAAUCUGGCCUGCACGCCCCCACGACACCUGCAUGUGGUCCGGCCUAUGUCUCACUAUACCACCCCCAUGGUGCUCCAGCAGGCAGCCAUUCCCAUACAGAUCAAUGUGGGAACCACUGUGACCAUGACAGGAAAUGGGACUCGGCCCCCCCCAACUCCCAAUGCAGAGGCAUCUCCCCCUGGUCCUGGGCAGGCCUCAUCCGUGGCUCCGUCUUCUACCAAUGUCGAGUCCUCAGCUGAGGGGGCUCCCCCGCCAGGUCCAGCUCCUCCGCCAGCCACCAGCCACCCGAGGGUCAUCCGGAUUUCCCACCAGAGUGUGGAACCCGUGGUCAUGAUGCACAUGAACAUUCAAGAUUCUGGCACACAGCCUGGUGGUGUUCCGAGUGCUCCCACUGGCCCCCUGGGACCCUCUGGUCAUGGCCAAACCCUGGGACAGCAGGUGCCAGGCUUCCCAACAGCUCCAACCCGGGUGGUGAUUGCCCGGCCCACUCCUCCACAGGCUCGGCCUUCCCAUCCUGGAGGGCCCCCAGUCUCUGGGACACUGCAGGGCGCCGGUCUGGGUACCAAUGCCUCGUUGGCCCAGAUGGUGAGCGGCCUUGUGGGGCAGCUUCUUAUGCAGCCAGUCCUUGUGGCUCAGGGGACCCCAGGUAUGGCUCCACCGCCAGCCCCUGCCACUGCUUCUGCCAGUGCUGGCACCACCAACACAGCUACCACAGCUGGCCCCGCUCCUGGGGGGCCUGCCCAGCCUCCACCCGCCCCUCAACCCUCCACGGCUGAUCUUCAGUUCUCUCAGCUUCUGGGGAACCUGCUAGGGCCUGCAGGGCCAGGGGCUGGAGGGCCUGGUGUGGCUUCUCCCACCAUCACUGUGGCGAUGCCUGGUGUCCCUGCCUUUCUCCAGGGCAUGACUGACUUCUUGCAGGCAACACAGACAGCCCCUCCACCACCCCCACCUCCUCCACCCCCACCACCUGCCCCAGAGCAGCAGACCAUGCCCCCACCAGGCUCCCCUUCUGGUGGCGCAGGGAGUCCUGGAGGCCUGGGUCUUGAGAGCCUGUCACCGGAGUUUUUUACCUCAGUGGUGCAGGGUGUGCUCAGCUCCCUGCUGGGCUCCCUGGGGGCUCGGGCUGGCAGCAGUGAAAGUAUUGCUGCCUUCAUACAACGCCUCAGUGGAUCCAGCAACAUCUUUGAGCCUGGAGCUGAUGGGGCCCUUGGAUUCUUUGGGGCCUUGCUUUCUCUUCUGUGCCAGAACUUCUCUAUGGUGGACGUAGUGAUGCUUCUCCAUGGGCAUUUCCAGCCACUACAACGGCUCCAGCCCCAGCUGCGAUCCUUCUUCCACCAGCACUACCUGGGUGGUCAGGAGCCCACACCCAGUAACAUCCGGAUGGCAACCCACACAUUGAUCACGGGGCUAGAAGAGUAUGUGCGGGAGAGUUUUUCCUUGGUGCAGGUUCAGCCGGGUGUGGACAUCAUCCGGACAAACCUGGAAUUUCUCCAAGAGCAGUUUAAUAGCAUUGCUGCGCAUGUGCUGCAUUGCACAGAUAGUGGAUUUGGGGCCCGGUUGCUGGAGUUGUGUAACCAAGGCCUGUUUGAAUGCCUGGCCCUAAACCUGCACUGCUUGGGGGGACAGCAGAUGGAGCUUGCUGCUGUUAUCAAUGGCCGAAUUCGUCGUAUGUCUCGUGGGGUGAAUCCCUCCUUGGUGAGCUGGCUGACCACUAUGAUGGGACUGAGGCUUCAGGUGGUACUGGAGCACAUGCCUGUAGGCCCUGAUGCCAUUCUCAGAUACGUUCGCAGGGUUGGUGAUCCCCCCCAGCCACUUCCUGAGGAGCCAAUGGAAGUUCAGGGAGCAGAAAGAGCUUCCCCUGAGCCUCAGCGGGAGAAUGCUUCCCCAGCCCCUGGAACAACAGCAGAAGAGGCCAUGUCCCGAGGUCCACCUCCUGCUCCUGAGGGGGGCUCCCGGGAUGAACAGGAUGGAGCUUCAGCUGAGACAGAACCUUGGGCAGCUGCAGUCCCCCCAGAAUGGGUCCCUAUUAUCCAGCAGGACAUUCAGAGCCAGCGGAAGGUGAAACCGCAGCCCCCUCUGAGUGAUGCCUACCUCAGUGGUAUGCCUGCCAAGAGACGCAAGACGAUGCAGGGUGAGGGCCCCCAGCUGCUUCUCUCAGAGGCUGUGAGCCGGGCAGCUAAGGCAGCCGGAGCUCGGCCCCUGACGAGCUCCGAGAGCCUGAGCCGGGACCUGGAGGCACCAGAGGUUCAGGAGAGCUACAGGCAGCAGCUCCGGUCUGAUAUACAAAAACGACUGCAGGAAGACCCCAACUACAGUCCCCAGCGCUUCCCCAAUGCCCAGCGGGCCUUUGCUGAUGAUCCUUAGCUCUUUGCUCUAUGGCCCUUCCUCAUCAGGGGACCGUUUCCCCCCUCUUCCUUCACAGUAUUUAAGAAAUAAAAGUCGGAUUUUUCUGGCUGCUUUCUCUCUA
Molecule: messenger RNA, 4936 nt
Organism: Gorilla gorilla gorilla (western lowland gorilla)
Lineage: Eukaryota; Metazoa; Chordata; Mammalia; Primates; Hominidae
Gene: BAG6
Product: BAG cochaperone 6
Exons: 25
Coding region: 1453-4833 (1126 amino acids)
Biological process (GO): ERAD pathway
Cellular component (GO): BAT3 complex
Molecular function (GO): polyubiquitin modification-dependent protein binding; misfolded protein binding
Source: RefSeq, a predicted model, not a curated record